AUGAACCAAAAAGAAAAAGACCAACAAAUCCAAUCUCUCCAAGCCAAAAUCCAGGAACUAGAAAAAAAACUAGAAGACUAUUCGCAAGGCGGAAUAAAAACCCUCUUUUCUGGCAAAGCCAACACAACUCCCGAAGAAUUGGAGGCAGUUCAACCUUUGGCUAAGGAAUUAGUGGAAGUCUACGGAUAUAAUAAAAAUGAAAUAAAAACUCAUCCCCAGUUUCGCAUUUCUCUUUCUCCUUCUGAUGAAAAAAAAAGUUAUCCGGUUGAUAUCGCGGUUUUUGAAAACAAUAAACUCAAAAUAAUUUGUGAAUGUAAAAAAAUAUCGUCUCAAGAAGGCAAGGAACAAUUAAGAAAAUACUUGCGAAUGUGCGAAGCCAAGAUUGGAGUCUGGUUUAAUGGCAAAGAACGCAUAGUUUUGAAAAAAGUUGAGACCAAAGAAACCCACCCUCGUUAUGAAGAAUUAAAGCCCCGGGAAAACUUGAAAAGCGUUUUUCAUCAGAUUAAAAAAAGUCUACAAAAAACGGUUAUUGGUAGCACUAAUGAGCCUGAUAUAGCGAAAAAUGUCCUAAAAAUUUUAUUUUGCAAAAUUUUUGAUGAAAGAUACCAAAGUGAAAGUGGAUUUGCUGAGUUUUAUGCCAAUAUUGAUAAACCGCAAGAGAAUGCCGUGGCGGAUGCUUUUGAAGUAUUUAUUGGCACAGCCCUAAAAGGAGAACACGGACAAUUUUUUACUCCCCGAAAUGUGGUGCGAUUUAUUAUUAACUUUUUGGAUGUGAAUGAAACUCAGAAAAUAAUCGACCCUGCUUGUGGAACCGGCGAAAAGGAAGAAAUCGAAAGAGAGAAAAUUGCCAUAGCCAGAAAAAAUAUUUUUGGUUGUGAUAAAGACAGUUUUUUAGCCCAAGCCUGUAAAGCCUAUAUGUGUAUAUUAGGAGAUGAGAAAUAUGACAUUAUUAUCACUAAUCCCCCUUUUGGAAAAACAAUUGCUGUGGACGAUGAAAAAGUUUUAAAAAAUUUUACUAUUGUUCUACCAGAAGGAAUUUUUGGCAACGAAAGCGACAGUUAUCGAGAAAUAAGAGAUUUUUUAUUAGAAAAUUAUAGCUUGCUAGCAAUAUUUAGCAUUCCGCAAGAAACAUUCGAACCAUUUACCGGAAAUAAAUGCUCUAUUUUAAUUUUAGAAAAUAAAAAAUAUGAAGAAGCAAGUAAAGUUAUUUUUGCUAAUAUUCAAAAAAUAGGACACAACAAAAGAGGGGAAACGUUGUAUAGAUACAAUAAUAGCGGCAUUCCUUUAAAAGAUGAGGAGGGAAAUUUUGUAGUCAAUGAUGAACUAAAUGAUAUUUUUUUGGAAAUUAAAAAAAAUAAUGUUCUACAUUAUAAGAAAAGUCAUAAAGAAACCAAAAUUUUUUAUGUAUUAGCCCAAGAAAUAAAAGAAACACCGAACCUUUUUCUAAUUCCUUCCUAUUAUAACGGAUUUUUAAAAUUAAUAAACGAAUUAAAAACUGAAAAAAACGAAAACUCCUUUUGUAUAAACAUUGGGGAAUUAAUUGAAAAAAACAUAUUAUUUACUAACAAAAAUAAAAACAUUCCUCGUGGAAAAGCAGUAGACAGCCACUUUUACUUGCCUUUUAGGGAGGGAUUAGUCCCAUUUAUUAGAACUUCUGAUAUUCAAAAUCUCGAAAUAACUAAGCGACCGCAAAAAUGGGUUAACCAUGAAAUUUACGAAAAUUUUAGGCAAGACAUUAAAGCCUACGACAUACUUUUCGUAAAAGAUGGAAUGGAAAGGAUAGGAGAAACAGCGAUGAUAAUGCCCGGAGAAGAAAAAUUAAUUUUACAAAGACCCUUAACCGCCGUGGAAGUAAUUUGUAGCCAAGAGGACAUUGACCGCACUCGACAAAAAGAAGGCAAAACCACUAUUCAAGUAGUUGACCGCACGCCUCCAUUAAGCAAGUCGUUAGCGAAUAUAAACCAAAAAUAUUGGGAUAAAAUUGUGAUUAAUGAUGAAUGGGGAGAGUUAAAAAGUGAAAAAAAAUUAAGCCCUGGAAUUUUGUGGAAAAUAUUGCAAGAUGGUAAGUUAUUCAAGUAUGUUAAUCCUAAUGCUGGUGUUGACAAAAAUGACUGCCAAUUUGUUUCCGCGGAUAUUCUGGCCGAUUUUCAAAGGAUUUUUGGUGAAGAAGAGGAGAAAAUAAAAAUAAUCAAAAAGGAUUUCGCUAUUAAUGAUGUAAUUAGACCAGGCGAUUGGGGUGCCAGCCCCGAAGCAUUCAAAUUUCUCCAAGACACUAUUGCCAGUGAAGUAAAGGUAAUUUAUAAACCAGGAGAGUAUGAUUUAGCCGAAUUUGAAGGCGUGGAAAAUUUGGCAGACGCGAAUAUUCAAGUAGCAGUUAAUUUCGAACAGGAGCAGGAAACCGAAGGAGAAAGUAAUUCUCCGGAUGCCAGGGAAAGUGGUUCGGAUAGCAACAGCAAUGGUAGUUCAGAAACGGGAGAUAAUAAAACUACAAUCCAAAUUCCUUUGGAUACCAUUACCGAAUAUUUAAGAGACUAUGAUCCAAAUGCUUAUGGUGAUGGUUUUGUUAUUAAUGAUGGUCAAGAUGAAAGUAUAUUCGUAGAAAGCGAUAUGGCUAAUCCAAUAACGGCGGAAAUUACCCAAAUUGACGAAAUAAGAGGUAAAUAUCCUUAUCAUUUUGCCGAAUAUAAAAUCAAGCCAAUAGAAAUAAAAAUUAUCUCUGAUGGCAGAGAAGCAAGAGCCCGAGCGGAAAAAAGGCAGGUGAAAAUUGAAAUUCCGGGUUUUGUUAAUGAGGAAGAAAAAAAAGAUUUAAUCGUUAAAAAAGGCAGCAAAGUUAAAAUAACACUAUCGGACAAUGAUAAUAACAAAAAAAUAAUCCAAGCAGGAGAACAAAAAUAUAUUAGCAGUAAUUAUGUUUUAGAAGUUAGCGACGAUUAUUCCAUUAGAGUAGAAAAUGAAGAGGAAAUUCCUUUUGAAUACAAUUUCAAUAGCGAAAAUUUAUCCAGUCUUAUUUCCGAAGCCAGAGCAUUUAGAUAUGAAGUAGGUGCCACUCCCAAAGUUUUUAGAGAAAUUAUAGAGGAAAUUAGAAAGCACCGCCAAUUUGGAGAACUUACCCUAGAAAAGCAAGCGGAAAUUAUUGGGAUUUUAGAAAUAAAUGAAUAUCCGGUAAUAGUGGCUAAAAAACAGCAAAGAGAUUUAACUGGGUCAAAAGAAAAUAUUGUUGAACACUUGGAAGAUUUAGUGGAAAAUGGCUACCAACCGACCGAUAACCUGAUACCUAAGCGGAUUAAUGCCGGAGAAAAUGCCGAAAACCAAUGCCAAGGCAUCGUCCAAGAAAUAGAAAAAAAAAUUAGGGAAGUCGGACCCGGCGAAUAUCCGCAGUGGCCGGAAAAAAUAAACGAGAUAAUUGGUGUUCCGCAACCCCAACAGGAAGGAAUGACUACCGAGCAACGAAUUGAGGAGUUUGUUGUUUUGAUAACGGAUGACGAACUAGCCAAAAAAGCCAUUGACGAUAUUCAUAAAAUAGCCGGAUUAAUUCAACAAUCCGAAUAUCAAAGCGGCCAAAAAAUAAUAAACAACGUAGCCGGUGAUUUAGCGGAGAAAGCAAUAGUUAAAUUAGACUUGUUGACGGAAUUUAAUAUUCGCUACCAAAAACUUCAAGCCUGGAAAUUGUUGGAUGACUAUCAAAAAGAAAAGUUAGAAAAUCCGGACAAUCAGGCAAAAAAAGUGGAAAUAAAAACCCGGUUGGAAAGUUUUACAAAAGAACAAAUAAACUGGGUCCAAGAAAAAGCCGAAAUAGCAGCCGAGAAAAUGGCGGAUUUCCAAGCAACGGUCGGUCUGAGAAAAGAAUUAUCCGUCUUGUUGACCGAAGCCGAAGCGGAAAAUGAUUAUGAGAAACUAAUUGAAAGUGAAAACGAGGUGGAGAAAUUGGAAGAUUAUCGGCAGAAAAUUAAGGAAUUUCAGGAUGAAUUUUUUGGACCAGACGAAACCAUACUUUCCGCAGUUUGGAAAAAAAAGAAUGAAGGAUAUUCGCCGUCAAACUUUUUAGAACAAUCGGCCAAUGCGUCGCUGCCAGAGUUGGAAAAAAAAGCCCAACAAGAUAAAGAAAUUGCGGAAUUUCCACCUUAUAUUGAAAAGCAACCUGAACCAAAAUAUUAUCGUGGUUUUAAAGUCAAUUAUCAGAACCAAAAAUCCAUUAAUCAACGAUUAGAAAGAGCCAAAGAAGGCGCCAAGAAAAAUGUGGCUGAUUACCAAGCAGCAAUUAAAGAUAUAGACACUAUUUUAGACAAAAAUGUUGAAUUAGAUUAUAGAAUUACGGCUUUUCAGGAAGAUUUAACACCACUUCAACAAAAAGUUAAACAAGUCAAAGGGGAUGCUAUUACUGAACGCUUACUGGCCCUAGAAAAAAAGCAAUAUUUGGCUGAAAAUGAGAAAGAAUUGAAUGAGUAUGAAAAAAAAGAGAACUACGCGGAGAAUGAGAAAAGCAUUUUUACAAACCGAAAAACCGAAAAUAGAUAUUUUACCACCGCGGAAAAAUUAACGGAAUUAAAAGCCGGUUUUAAUUUAGAUUACCAAUCGGAGACGGGCCGCAAGCAAACAAUUAAGUGUUUAAGCAUGGAUUAUGACGAGGAGGCCGAUAUUAAUAACUUUAAUCAGACCAAUUACGAUAAACUGAAUUCUUUUGCCGAGGCGUUGCCAGACAGCGACCAACAAAUUGUUUGGACUUCUUGUAAUGAUAUGUUGGGAGGAAUAGCCGCCCAAAUUUUAACUAAAUACAAAGCAAAAAAAGUUUACGAAAAUGCUUGCCAAAAUGACGCUGAUGGAGCGGCUUGGGAAAGAGGGCUUGACGACGAGGAAAAAAAUCAGAUUAAGAAAGCCAAAACUCCAGACCAGGUUAAGCAAGAGCAAGAAAAUAUUGCUUGA
Molecule: messenger RNA, 4920 nt
Organism: Racocetra fulgida
Lineage: Eukaryota; Fungi; Glomeromycota; Glomeromycetes; Diversisporales; Gigasporaceae
Source: the annotation of a GenBank genome assembly